UCUGAUCUCAAAAGCUAAAACAUUAUAUUUCAUCUAAAACUGUUAAAAAGCAAUGGAUUGUACCAAAACCGAAGAAGCUCCGGUUAACCGUCUCCAUUUUCCGGCAACGGAGCUAAACCGUUACAAAGAAGAAGAAGGAUCAACAAUAUCAUCGGAAAGUGGGAGCAACGACGCGUUUUCCGACUGUGAUCAACCAUCGUCGAUUGCUAACGAGCUCGAGCUAAUGGAGUUACCUAAAGACGAUAAAGUCUACGAGCUAAUCCAUCGCCAUUGCCAAUCUAACCUGACUCCUCAAUUUCAGAUCAUAUCGAUUCUCAGGAGCGGAUUUCAAAGCCCAUUGGGCCAAGCUAAGCUUAAAGCCUUUCGGAUAUACACAGAUUCCGUGGCGGAGAAAAACGGCGGUUGCGGCAAAGCCGCGGCUGAAGCGGCGAGAGUGAAAUACGGUUGGUGCGGCGUGGAGAAGAAUGAGUUAAAAGAGAUUCUAAUGUACGGAUUUAGCCAGCAAAAGCUUAAUAACAACGAUGGCUUAUUACAUCUCUCACCAGACAAUGCUCCUCUUCAAUGUCUGAAGGAUUCAGGUGAUGAAGAUGGGAUUAGAUUCUUGCUGCUUUCAAGAGUUAUAUUGGGGAAGUCUGAGAUUGUUGUUCCUCAGGGAUCGACCACACAGUCAUGUCCUAGCUCAACAGAGUUCGAUUCAGGAGUGGAUAGUUUAACAACUCCAAGGAAGUAUAUUAUUUGGAGCACACAUAUGAACACUCAUGUUUUGCCUGAGUUUGUUGUUUGCAUCAAAGCUCCAUCAAUAUUGAAAAGAAAGAACCCGAAAUCGCCUUGGGUUUCGUUUCCGAUAUUGAUCAAAUCCAUAUCAAAGUUUCUAAAUCCUUCCCAAAUCCGUCUCAUUCAAAAACACUACAAAGAACUGCAAGAGAGGAAAAUCUCGAGGUCUGAGUUGAUUAAACGACUGAGAAGUAUAACCGGAGAUAGAUUACUGGUUCACAUCAUCAAAUAUUUCGGACAAAAGGUAGACACUUGA
Eutrema salsugineum is the source of this 1030-nucleotide messenger RNA. RefSeq names its product probable inactive poly [ADP-ribose] polymerase SRO4. The record is from RefSeq and is a predicted model, not a curated record. The coding region runs from base 53 to 1030 and encodes 325 amino acids. Gene Ontology annotation, molecular function: NAD+ poly-ADP-ribosyltransferase activity. NCBI's taxonomy places the organism in Eukaryota, Viridiplantae, Streptophyta, Magnoliopsida, Brassicales, Brassicaceae. The transcript is spliced from 5 exons.